Messenger RNA from Sphaeramia orbicularis (orbiculate cardinalfish), 1613 nucleotides. RefSeq names its product forkhead box Q2 (gene foxq2). The transcript is spliced from 2 exons. The record is from RefSeq and is a predicted model, not a curated record. Gene Ontology annotation, biological process: cell differentiation; anatomical structure morphogenesis; regulation of transcription by RNA polymerase II. The coding region runs from base 415 to 1299 and encodes 294 amino acids. Gene Ontology annotation, molecular function: RNA polymerase II cis-regulatory region sequence-specific DNA binding; DNA-binding transcription factor activity, RNA polymerase II-specific. Lineage: Eukaryota; Metazoa; Chordata; Actinopteri; Kurtiformes; Apogonidae.
CUCUGCAAUUCAGGAACAUUAAGCUGUUGGACAUUGAGGAAGGUUAUCUGAUUGCAGGAGACAAAUUGACCAAAGGACUGAAAAAUUUUGAGCUAGAUUUUUUGGCAAACAAGGUUGUUGUAUUUAGACAUUGCGGGACUGACGUCAUUUCCACAGGUUCAGGUUGUGUCGCUGGUGAGCGCAACAAGGUUAACAACAGUUGAGAGGCUCAUCUUUAUCUGUGAUCUUGUCAAGUGUAAGUCUUCGAAGAAAGAAGCGAGGGGCACUGCAGCGUUCAUUUUGUGAAGGGUCCUGCAGAUGAAAAUAAAAUUGCCAUGCUGUGAAACUUGGACACGGUAUCUGUGAAGAAAUUUUAACGAGCAUCUCUUCAUUCAUUACCAGAUACCUCAUUUUGGAAGCAGGAAAACCUUUGUGAUGAGUCUGAGAUAUUUAAAUUCAGAAAUAACUAUGGAGGACAGCAGCAGCCACAACGGCGGCAGAGAAAGACUGGGACUGAGCUUCACUAUUGACUACCUUCUGUUCAAUAAAGGAGUCAAAGGUUCUAAAGAAGAACCGUCAGGAAGUCGCCCGACAGAGGAGACAGCGAACAACAUGCUAAAUCAUCAGAAACCUAAACCCAAAGAGGUGGGGAUUCACUCUAACUUACGGGAUGGGAAGAUUCAGACCUCAGAGACGUCUGAAGAAAGGGAAGUCAAUGAAGAGGAGGGGGAUGAAGAACAAGAGGAGGGGGAAGAGGAGGUGACCACCACCACAUCUACUAGUGGCGCUCCUGAGAAAUCCCCUGACAAACCCAACCAGUCCUACAUCGCACUCAUUUCCAAGGCGAUCCUGGCGUCAGAGCAGAAGAAACUGUUGCUAUGUGACAUCUACCAGUGGAUCAUGGACCAUUACCCUUACUUUAGGAGUAAGGAUAAAAACUGGCGGAACAGUGUGCGUCACAACUUGUCCCUUAAUGACUGUUUCAUCAAAGCUGGACGCAGCGACAACGGCAAGGGUCACUUCUGGGCGAUCCACCCGUCAAACUACCAGGACUUUUCUAACGGUGACUACCACUGCCGGAGGGCACGGCGGAGGGUGCGCAGAGAGGCACGGCAGGUCCCGUUUGCCUCCCUGAGCUCCCCUUACCACCCCGCCAUCAUCCACCCACAUAGAACAGCCUGUUGGUGCUGUCCACAAGCUCCGACACACCCUCUAUCCUGCUUGGCACCCAGACUCUACUGGCCUUGGUCCACCAUACAUCCACAAGUGGGACUCUACCCUGGCAUGCAUGGCUCUGUACCAAAAGAUUUAACUUUUUAACAUCUACUCUUUUCAUGGACACACAACUUUAUACUAGGGUUAAAGUUAGGGUUAUAUCAGAAGUGUAAGGGCAAUAGGCAUGCAUUUGGCUUCAUUUGAAAGGGAACAUCUCGGAGUUUCUGUGUUUAGUGGUUCAAGCACAACUGAACUACAUCAGAUUAAGCAAGGCUCAAAUUUAAACAUAUUCCUCCAACCCCAAAUUAUAACCUUAAUCUAGGUCACUGGUGACCUGGUGGAUGUUAACCCUUUAUCAGGCAAGUGACUAUUUUUGUAAUUUCUGAAUACAUUACAAGAUAGUGUAACCAACUGUUACA